AUGCUGAAAUAUCGUCAAUUGAUUAUAGUGCCCCGAGGUGCUAUUUUCAAACCCAACCUUCCAGCGACGUACAAGGAGAAUUCAAGCUUGUACCAAGAAAACAUGGACUGCUUCGCAGAUGAUGACGAGAUAGAUCCAGUCAUUAUAUGUAUCCCAAAAGGAACUCCUCUACCGCGAUCUUUGAUUCUGUUCCGCCUAGCCGACACUCAUUUCGAGCUGCAGCCAGCAUAUCCUAUGCACUUGCAUGUGUUUAACGAAAUUCUGACUGAAUUUUAUGCUUCACGUGGCGUUGCGAUUCCUGCGGAGACUUGGUUGGCAAGCCAUCGCUUGCACACGCAUACUGUGAACCUGCUCUGUAGUAAUAGUAGCGAGGGACUGGAGGAUGUGAUGCAAUAUCAUUUCUUAUAUCCUCAUUGGGAACUGGCUAGAAGCUAUACACUCUGUAUUCUUACGAAGCUAAAUGAUCUGGAAAAAGACAUGUAA
This is a messenger RNA of Rasamsonia emersonii CBS 393.64, 483 nucleotides long. RefSeq lists its product as uncharacterized. NCBI's taxonomy places the organism in Eukaryota, Fungi, Ascomycota, Eurotiomycetes, Eurotiales, Trichocomaceae. Bases 1 to 483 code for a protein of 160 amino acids. The transcript is spliced from 7 exons. The record is from RefSeq and is a predicted model, not a curated record.